Messenger RNA from Falco peregrinus (peregrine falcon), 7537 nucleotides. RefSeq names its product HAUS augmin like complex subunit 6 (gene HAUS6). The record is from RefSeq and is a predicted model, not a curated record. Lineage: Eukaryota; Metazoa; Chordata; Aves; Falconiformes; Falconidae. Gene Ontology annotation, biological process: spindle assembly. Gene Ontology annotation, molecular function: microtubule binding. Gene Ontology annotation, cellular component: mitotic spindle microtubule; HAUS complex.
UCCGGGGCCGCCCGGCGUGGUCGUGGUCGUGCUGGCGGCGGCGGGGGUGACGUCCUGCGGCUCCCCCGGCGCCGCUUCCGUCACAGCGGCGGGAGGCGCCCGCCCGUGCGUAACGGUGGCACGAUGUAGCGGCGUGCCGCGCCAUUCCCUCCUCCGUUUCCAGGCAACGAGGGCCGGGCGGAAGUUUCGCGGUGUCAGGGCCCGCGCGCGGGAGAUUUUGGCGGGCCCGGGAAGAUCUUGGCGGCCGUGAGGCGGCUGCGCUGCUGCAUGCAUCGGGGGGGUGCUCCGCCAGUGGCUGGGCGCUAUGGGAAGCAGGUGGGAGAUGGAAGACUUCUGGCUGUACGUGGGGGCCCUGGGCUUUGACCCGGGCGCUGGCAAUGCCAGCUCGGGUCUCGGAGGGGUGGCGUUUGAUGCAUCGUACACCCAGUUUCUCGCCAUUGCCCACUUCAUCUUUACUAAGCUGGAUCAGAACCUUGCAGAGGAAAGUUUAAAAAACUGUGGCUAUUCAUUAUUCUUUGCAGUGCCUCAGUUUUGGAAGAAUUACUGUAGACGGCUAAAAGAUAUGGCAGAUGAAGAUGAAGGCUGUGUUCUACAAAUUCCAGCUUCUGUAUUUAGUUUUCCUCUUGGUCCUAAGCUCAUUCAUAUGUUCUAUCAGUUGGCAAGACGUGUAGUGAUUAAGGAGCUGAAAAAUGACUCUGUAGGGACUGAUGUACCUUUUGCUGUAGAGUUGAGCCCUGAGUAUAUGUACAUGGCAGAUGUAAGACACAGAGUUGCAUACAAUAAACUUCUGGCAGUUUUUCAAAGGGAAGAUUUUGUUCUUCAGGAAUAUGAGGAGAAAGCACAAAUUUUAAUUAAAGAAAGAAAGCGGAUAGAGUCUGAAUAUGCAGUCCUGAAGAUGCAGUUUUGCAAGACAGAACAACAUGACCAAAACAAAACUGAUAGAACUGAGAAAAUAAAGAAGGUCCGCAGUAUGUGGACACUUGUAAUAGAAAUGCUUGCAUCUCUGAAAAAAGAAAAGGAAGAAGUGGAUUCUGUACUUGAUGUACUUGAAGAUUGUGCUGGUCAGUGCGUUUUAGAUGGAGCUAAUGUUUUCAGUGUUCCCAGGCUGUUGUGUGACAGAGUCAAGAGUGAUGGAUGCCAACAUUGCACAGGAAAUAUAUAUGAAGCUGAAAACCUGAAUUUCUUAACAGUCAUUAAGUUAUUAAAUGAAGCCCAGAGGGCACUGAGAGAUGAACAUUGUCAGUGUGAUUUAAGUCAGCUGCUUCAGUUCACUGAGAACAGUAUUAUGCUCUGCAAUGAACUACUACAGAAUUUGGAAGCGAACAGGGUGAAAACAGAGCAACAGGAUCUUUUGUCAACAAGAGGAUCUAUUUCUAGAAAACAGGAGGACUGGAAAGUGAUGUGGGAAAACUUUCUUGGCCAGUGUCCUUUUAAUUUAAUCUUAGAUCAGAGUCCUGUACUUGGUUUAUUAAGAGCUUUGCCACCCUGUUCUGAUGUUGCAGAAGAAGAAGAUGAGAAUAUCGACUUUAGUCCACAUCUGUUUUCAGUUUCAGAUGUUUGUGACUCUGUUGCUGAAAGACGUUCUGAGAAGGGUGACGGGGCAUUGGGAACUACGAUAGAUGAGUCAGCAGCACCAGCAACAUGCCGCCCAGGGAUCUCUUCAGUGCCUUUGGAGUUGUCAGAAGCAUCUGAAAACAGAGACCUGUUAAUUGGAAAGAACUUGCAUACUGAAACUCUGAAGGGGAAGGAAGAGCCUGUGCCUCCAGAGAUCUUAAAAGAUGAAAGGGAUGAAUCUGCCAUUUCAGAAACAUGGCAGAAUGCAGAUGAUCAUGUUAUCCAGAGAGAAUCUCCUGUCAAAAAAGAAGACCCUCUUAAGAAAUUCACAGAAGAACUGGCAGAAGAGGAGUUGCCCUUCUCUAACAUCCUGCAGGUUGCAAAAGCAGUGGUAUCUGAGUCGCCUCAGAGUGGUGAAGAAAAAGGAAUGACAAUGGAAGAUCUCAUUAGCCUACUGGCACGGAACCCAUUUUUAACAAGGAAAGAAAUUCCCCGAACUCCAGAAAAUCUAUUUAAUGAAAUUAGAAGCUCAUGGAGAAAAGCUACUGAGACUGAGGGCUCAUCAGACGUAGAGCUGGCCGAAACUGAAGUAAUGAUAGAAGUGCCAGUGGAUGCUAGACUUACAAUGCAGAAGGCAACAGACUCUAGAUUUGUGUGCUCUGUCCCUGCAUCUCCUGUACCUGACUUCGAUCCUCCCUUGUCAGAAAGCAAGUCCCCAUUAAGUUCUAUGGAAUGCAGACCUUACAAGCAGGUGAGCGGAGAUCACGUUGAAUCUCCAGUUUCAGAAACAUCGGGAAUGCAAGAGAGUGGUGAGAGAACUGAAGCACAAGAAUUAAAAUGUACUGUUUUGAACAAAAGUUCUGUAGAAGAUCCAAAGGAACAUACUUCUCAAUAUAUAAAGAGGAGCAUGAAUACUGAAGAUACUGGUUCAGAACACAACAGCAGAACAAAUGUUCUACUUUCAGACCACUGCCAGAGUUCCUCAGUGCGUGUGAUGCACACUAAACCGUUUUUAGUUUCUAUGAGUUGUGAAUCUGCCCACAUGGGAAUACUUGAGGAGACGCUUCCAGAACUUUAUAGUGCAGGUCUCAACCUAAGUGCAAGCUCACAGUCUGAUUUUGGUAUAACAGACAGCACAUACAUAACAGGUGGUUCAGAAAAUCAUGGAAAUGCUGGAACACCGAAGCUAGAUCUACAGUCCGUGUCCAGCAUCUAUGAAGUGCUGGAAGAGACUCCAUCUGGAAGUGAAGAGAAGCUGCACCAAACACAUAAUGGAGGUGAAACUGUAAUUCUUGCAACAGAAAACAGAUAUGAAUCGUGCGGCUCUCCAAAACACUUUUGUUUGGAUGAAGAAUUUACCAAGACUCCAUCACCAGAAUCUCUUAAUGAAAAAAAAAAUUCUCUGUCAUCUUUACUGGUAUCCUGUCAACAUCUGGAGGAAAUGGCAUCAAUGGUACACAAAAUCCCAUCAGACGUAGUACGUAGAUGGAAGGAUGUUUGUGACUCUGUUGCUGAAAGACGUUCUGAGAAGGGUGACGGGGCAUUGGGAACUACGAUAGAUGAGUCAGCAGCACCAGCAACAUGCCGCCCAGGGAUCUCUUCAGUGCCUUUGGAGUUGUCAGAAGCAUCUGAAAACAGAGACCUGUUAAUUGGAAAGAACUUGCAUACUGAAACUCUGAAGGGGAAGGAAGAGCCUGUGCCUCCAGAGAUCUUAAAAGAUGAAAGGGAUGAAUCUGCCAUUUCAGAAACAUGGCAGAAUGCAGAUGAUCAUGUUAUCCAGAGAGAAUCUCCUGUCAAAAAAGAAGACCCUCUUAAGAAAUUCACAGAAGAACUGGCAGAAGAGGAGUUGCCCUUCUCUAACAUCCUGCAGGUUGCAAAAGCAGUGGUAUCUGAGUCGCCUCAGAGUGGUGAAGAAAAAGGAAUGACAAUGGAAGAUCUCAUUAGCCUACUGGCACGGAACCCAUUUUUAACAAGGAAAGAAAUUCCCCGAACUCCAGAAAAUCUAUUUAAUGAAAUUAGAAGCUCAUGGAGAAAAGCUACUGAGACUGAGGGCUCAUCAGACGUAGAGCUGGCCGAAACUGAAGUAAUGAUAGAAGUGCCAGUGGAUGCUAGACUUACAAUGCAGAAGGCAACAGACUCUAGAUUUGUGUGCUCUGUCCCUGCAUCUCCUGUACCUGACUUCGAUCCUCCCUUGUCAGAAAGCAAGUCCCCAUUAAGUUCUAUGGAAUGCAGACCUUACAAGCAGGUGAGCGGAGAUCACGUUGAAUCUCCAGUUUCAGAAACAUCGGGAAUGCAAGAGAGUGGUGAGAGAACUGAAGCACAAGAAUUAAAAUGUACUGUUUUGAACAAAAGUUCUGUAGAAGAUCCAAAGGAACAUACUUCUCAAUAUAUAAAGAGGAGCAUGAAUACUGAAGAUACUGGUUCAGAACACAACAGCAGAACAAAUGUUCUACUUUCAGACCACUGCCAGAGUUCCUCAGUGCGUGUGAUGCACACUAAACCGUUUUUAGUUUCUAUGAGUUGUGAAUCUGCCCACAUGGGAAUACUUGAGGAGACGCUUCCAGAACUUUAUAGUGCAGGUCUCAACCUAAGUGCAAGCUCACAGUCUGAUUUUGGUAUAACAGACAGCACAUACAUAACAGGUGGUUCAGAAAAUCAUGGAAAUGCUGGAACACCGAAGCUAGAUCUACAGUCCGUGUCCAGCAUCUAUGAAGUGCUGGAAGAGACUCCAUCUGGAAGUGAAGAGAAGCUGCACCAAACACAUAAUGGAGGUGAAACUGUAAUUCUUGCAACAGAAAACAGAUAUGAAUCGUGCGGCUCUCCAAAACACUUUUGUUUGGAUGAAGAAUUUACCAAGACUCCAUCACCAGAAUCUCUUAAUGAAAAAAAAAAUUCUCUGUCAUCUUUACUGGUAUCCUGUCAACAUCUGGAGGAAAUGGCAUCAAUGGUACACAAAAUCCCAUCAGACGUAGUACGUAGAUGGAAGGAUGUUUGUGACUCUGUUGCUGAAAGACGUUCUGAGAAGGGUGACGGGGCAUUGGGAACUACGAUAGAUGAGUCAGCAGCACCAGCAACAUGCCGCCCAGGGAUCUCUUCAGUGCCUUUGGAGUUGUCAGAAGCAUCUGAAAACAGAGACCUGUUAAUUGGAAAGAACUUGCAUACUGAAACUCUGAAGGGGAAGGAAGAGCCUGUGCCUCCAGAGAUCUUAAAAGAUGAAAGGGAUGAAUCUGCCAUUUCAGAAACAUGGCAGAAUGCAGAUGAUCAUGUUAUCCAGAGAGAAUCUCCUGUCAAAAAAGAAGACCCUCUUAAGAAAUUCACAGAAGAACUGGCAGAAGAGGAGUUGCCCUUCUCUAACAUCCUGCAGGUUGCAAAAGCAGUGGUAUCUGAGUCGCCUCAGAGUGGUGAAGAAAAAGGAAUGACAAUGGAAGAUCUCAUUAGCCUACUGGCACGGAACCCAUUUUUAACAAGGAAAGAAAUUCCCCGAACUCCAGAAAAUCUAUUUAAUGAAAUUAGAAGCUCAUGGAGAAAAGCUACUGAGACUGAGGGCUCAUCAGACGUAGAGCUGGCCGAAACUGAAGUAAUGAUAGAAGUGCCAGUGGAUGCUAGACUUACAAUGCAGAAGGCAACAGACUCUAGAUUUGUGUGCUCUGUCCCUGCAUCUCCUGUACCUGACUUCGAUCCUCCCUUGUCAGAAAGCAAGUCCCCAUUAAGUUCUAUGGAAUGCAGACCUUACAAGCAGGUGAGCGGAGAUCACGUUGAAUCUCCAGUUUCAGAAACAUCGGGAAUGCAAGAGAGUGGUGAGAGAACUGAAGCACAAGAAUUAAAAUGUACUGUUUUGAACAAAAGUUCUGUAGAAGAUCCAAAGGAACAUACUUCUCAAUAUAUAAAGAGGAGCAUGAAUACUGAAGAUACUGGUUCAGAACACAACAGCAGAACAAAUGUUCUACUUUCAGACCACUGCCAGAGUUCCUCAGUGCGUGUGAUGCACACUAAACCGUUUUUAGUUUCUAUGAGUUGUGAAUCUGCCCACAUGGGAAUACUUGAGGAGACGCUUCCAGAACUUUAUAGUGCAGGUCUCAACCUAAGUGCAAGCUCACAGUCUGAUUUUGGUAUAACAGACAGCACAUACAUAACAGGUGGUUCAGAAAAUCAUGGAAAUGCUGGAACACCGAAGCUAGAUCUACAGUCCGUGUCCAGCAUCUAUGAAGUGCUGGAAGAGACUCCAUCUGGAAGUGAAGAGAAGCUGCACCAAACACAUAAUGGAGGUGAAACUGUAAUUCUUGCAACAGAAAACAGAUAUGAAUCGUGCGGCUCUCCAAAACACUUUUGUUUGGAUGAAGAAUUUACCAAGACUCCAUCACCAGAAUCUCUUAAUGAAAAAAAAAAUUCUCUGUCAUCUUUACUGGUAUCCUGUCAACAUCUGGAGGAAAUGGCAUCAAUGGUACACAAAAUCCCAUCAGACGUAGUACGUAGAUGGAAGGAUGUUUGUGACUCUGUUGCUGAAAGACGUUCUGAGAAGGGUGACGGGGCAUUGGGAACUACGAUAGAUGAGUCAGCAGCACCAGCAACAUGCCGCCCAGGGAUCUCUUCAGUGCCUUUGGAGUUGUCAGAAGCAUCUGAAAACAGAGACCUGUUAAUUGGAAAGAACUUGCAUACUGAAACUCUGAAGGGGAAGGAAGAGCCUGCUCCAGAGAUCUUAAAAGAUGAAAGGGAUGAAUCUGCCAUUUCAGAAACAUGGCAGAAUGCAGAUGAUCAUGUUAUCCAGAGAGAAUCUCCUGUCAAAAAAGAAGACCCUCUUAAGAAAUUCACAGAAGAACUGGCAGAAGAGGUUGCAAAAGCAGUGGUAUCUGAGUCGCCUCAGAGUGGUGAAGAAAAAGGAAUGACAAUGGAAGAUCUCAUUAGCCUACUGGCACGGAACCCAUUUUUAACAAGGAAAGAAAUUCCCCGAACUCCAGAAAAUCUAUUUAAUGAAAUUAGAAGCUCAUGGAGAAAAGCUACUGAGACUGAGGGCUCAUCAGACGUAGAGCUGGCCGAAACUGAAGUAAUGAUAGAAGUGCCAGUGGAUGCUAGACUUACAAUGCAGAAGGCAACAGACUCUAGAUUUGUGUGCUCUGUCCCUGCAUCUCCUGUACCUGACUUCGAUCCUCCCUUGUCAGAAAGCAAGUCCCCAUUAAGUUCUAUGGAAUGCAGACCUUACAAGCAGGUGAGCGGAGAUCACGUUGAAUCUCCAGUUUCAGAAACAUCGGGAAUGCAAGAGAGUGGUGAGAGAACUGAAGCACAAGAAUUAAAAUGUACUGUUUUGAACAAAAGUUCUGUAGAAGAUCCAAAGGAACAUACUUCUCAAUAUAUAAAGAGGAGCAUGAAUACUGAAGAUCUGGUCUCAGAACACAACAGCAGAACAAAUGUUCUACUUUCAGACCACUGCCAGAGUUCCUCAGUGCGUGUGAUGCACACUAAACCGUUUUUAGUUUCUAUGAGUUGUGAAUCUGCCCACAUGGGAAUACUUGAGGAGACGCUUCCAGAACUUUAUAGUGCAGGUCUCAACCUAAGUGCAAGCUCACAGUCUGAUUUUGGUAUAACAGACAGCACAUACAUAACAGGUGGUUCAGAAAAUCAUGGAAAUGCUGGAACACCGAAGCUAGAUCUACAGUCCGUGUCCAGCAUCUAUGAAGUGCUGGAAGAGACUCCAUCUGGAAGUGAAGAGAAGCUGCACCAAACACAUAAUGGAGGUGAAACUGUAAUUCUUGCAACAGAAAACAGAUAUGAAUCGUGCGGCUCUCCAAAACACUUUUGUUUGGAUGAAGAAUUUACCAAGACUCCAUCACCAGAAUCUCUUAAUGAAAAAAAAAAUUCUCUGUCAUCUUUACUGGUAUCCUGUCAACAUCUGGAGGAAAUGGCAUCAAUGGUACACAAAAUCCCAUCAGACGUAGUACGUAGAUGGAAGGGUAAGUGUCCCCGUACUUGAGCAACAAGAUUUUGUCUA